GCCAUGUUUAAUUGCUUCUGGUUUGAGAAGAAAGAAAACGGUUUGAAAACGUAAGCGACGUUUGAGCUGUGUAAGAAUAUAAAAACAGAGAGAAAUAACUAUUAUUACUUGUUUUACUAUUCAGAAGACUGCGUCUUGUGAGUUCUGGGCAAAGAACUUAUAAACAUGGAUGGGACUGAUCCUUACCAAGCAUUUUUACGCAACCAUCAACCACAGUUGGUGUCUUCGGGUGUUCCACAGAUUUUUUGGUCCACUUUGUGCACAAAACUGCAACGUCAUACCUUUGAUGCUGGAGAUAGUUUUGAGAUCGUUCGUUUAGAGUAUGCUGAAGGCGAAAAAGAGAACAAUGAUCCAAUUUGGAAAGUUUAUAUAGUAAAAGAAGAUGGAAUUUCUGCAAAGGAUCCAAAUAAUAUUUUCCUCGUAGAUCAUGCAUGGACAUAUGAUGUUAAAACUGCGAGGCGAAAUCUGGUCCAAGUUCCAGGGUUAUUAGAUCGUAUGAGUAAUCUUAUGGGUUUCGAUAAGGAUAGGGCAGAAGAUGAGAAGCUUGAAUUUGUACUCUCUGAAAUGUGGAGAUUUAAUAGCUUUUUCUCACUCGGUAAUGCUUCUACAAUAGAAGAACGACUGCCGAUUUGGUACAUUAUGGAUGAGCUGGGUUCAGCAAUUAAUCACAGUGAUGAUCCAAAUUUUAGAACAGUGCCCUUCCUUUAUGCAUCCGAAGGAGUCACGUACACUCUUCUGUUUCCGAUUAAAGAUGUUCCAUUUGAAGCUGAAAUUACUAGAGAUUAUGUAGAAGGAGUAACAAAUGAUCCCAACAAGCGUCGAGCAUUACUACUUCCUUGGAAAACUAAUAACUUCAUUCAGGAAAAUUUUGUGCAAGUGGAACCAGAUGAAUCUUACUUUUUAUCUGGUCAUAUUGAGGAGACUUUGCCGGAAGAAACAGUCACGAAUACCCUACAAAUUUUAGAGAAUACAAAGCUCAAAGUGUACUCCCAGUAUUCCUUUGUAAACGAGUAUUUAAACGAUCCAGCAUUUGAAAUAGUCUCCAACGAAGAGGAAGCAGAUAUCUUGUGGUUGACGACUCACUUUAAAGACUACAAAACCCUGAGCACUAAAUCCCCUCGGGUCUUCGUUAAUCAGUUUCCCUUUGAACACGUUUUAACCGUUAAGGACUUACUGUCAAUCAUUUGUAGAAGGAAAGCAGGUGAAUCCAAAUACGACCCAUUAACUUUAGAUACAUUUCCGAAAUGGCUACCAACGACAUACAAUUUAAGCACAGAGCUUGUGGAGUUUGUCUCCUACUUCCAGAAUAGAGAAGCCAAGUCCCUGGAUAACUACUGGAUUUGCAAGCCCUGGAACCUAGCAAGAGGUUUGGAUACCCACAUUACGAACAAUUUGUAUUACAUAUUGAAGUUGCCUGCUACUGGUCCAAAAGUUGCACAGAAGUACAUCUUCGACCCAAUCCUGUACCUAAGAACGGAGAUUGGGAAAGUCAAGUUCGACAUCAGAUACGUCGUCCUGCUGAAAUCAGUAAAACCAUUAUCAGCAUAUGUUUACACUAAUUUCUUUCUGCGAUUUGCCAACAAGCAGUUCGGUCUAGACAACUUCGAUGUCUACGAGCAGCACUUCACCGUAAUGAAUUACUCCGAAGAGGCACUCUGUCAUAUUAAAUGCGAGGACUUUGUGAAGAAGUGGCAGCAACAGUAUCCACUGUAUCCUUGGAAGGAGCACAUAGAACCAAAGAUAAUGCAGAUGCUGAAAGAAGUUUUCGAAGCCGCAGUAGCCGCCGAACCACCAAAAGGGAUCGCUCACUCCCCGCAAAGCAGAGCUCUCUAUGCAGUGGAUUUAAUGCUCCAAUGGGACGAAGAAGGCAUGGAGCCUGUACUGUUGGAGUUCAACUUCUCACCGGACUGCAAGCGAGCCUGCGAGUACUAUCCCAACUUUUAUAACGACAUCUUCAAAUGCCUGUUCCUCGACAAGGUGGACGCCGACGCGCCGAUCUACGAUCUCUUCCCGAAGUCCUAAACAACCGGCCAAGACUUCGCCACUGCCGUUCUACCGCGCACUUCUAACAUGUAAAAGAUAAGUUUAAGGAUACUUUUUCAGAAACACCGUGCAACCGUAGACACUGCAUUCCGAUUUGCAGAGAACAUUUUACAUACUCGACUGAUGUACACCGAAAAUUUCUGUCCCACAAUUAACGCAAAUGAAUAAAUUUCUCAUUUAUCGCCAA
Molecule: messenger RNA, 2230 nt
Organism: Orussus abietinus
Lineage: Eukaryota; Metazoa; Arthropoda; Insecta; Hymenoptera; Orussidae
Gene: TTLL12
Product: tubulin--tyrosine ligase-like protein 12
Exons: 2
Coding region: 166-2022 (618 amino acids)
Biological process (GO): protein modification process
Source: RefSeq, a predicted model, not a curated record